AUGUUUAACGCGUGCAAAGGAAACAGCAACUUCUGUCGGGAGGAAAGCGAAGACACGAAAGAGCUCCUUCAUGAAGGAAGGCAUGACCUGUUUGAUCAACAGCUGGGGAAGGAGAAUGGGCAAUUUAAGAAGAUCAUCGAGGGGGAGCCCGACCAGACGAAGGCCGUCGAAAUUGGCCAGCGCACGGAGAGGGAAUACGUUGCCAUAACUGCCUACCAACCAGUGGACGUCGUGACGAGGACAGUCGAGGUGCCCUUUGUGCGCACCAUAGAAACGAUGGUUCCGAAAAUAACGUACGAGAGCAAGAUUAGGGAGGUCCCCAAGUACUACUCCAAAAUUGUGGAAAAGAUCGUGGAAGUACCAGAGGUCAAAUUUGUCGACAAAAUUGUGGACGUGCCGCGUAUCCAGUACUGCUUCAAGUAUAUCCCCAAGGUGGAGGUGAAGGAAAACAUAAUUGAGAGACCAGUCUUCCAAAAGAAAAUCGUAGAAAAAAUUGUAGAAGUACCCAAGGUGAAGGAGAUGCAGAGGUUCCAGGAGGUCGAAACGGUGGAAUACGUGAUAAAGUACGUACCGAAGGGAUUCACCGAGGGAAGAAAAAAAUCAGACAAGGACAACGACGACAAGGAUGACAACGAUGACGUCGAAGAAGAAGGUACAGAUGAAGAAAGGGACAAAGACGAAGGAAAAGAAACAAACGAGGAGCAGGAAGAUGCUGACAAUUCCAGAUUUUACGAAGCGAAAAAUUAUUCUGAAGGAGCCAAGCUGGUUAGUAACGCACAGACGGACCAGGCCCAAUUAUGGGGACAGACAAUGUCUAUCGGCCAGGAUAGGAUGUUUCCGUACGUUUUUAGUAGACCCAUGCAAGGACAGGUGGAGGCACAUGCAGGGAUGGGGACUCCUUGGGGAAGUGCUCUGGUUGGGGCAGAACCAUAUGGUGAAGCAUACGAAGGAGGAGCAGUCCACCCCACGUUUGACAUGCGAAAUGAGCUAUCCCUAAUGCACCUGAAGGAGAAGAACGGUUCGCUGUUACCAACGCCACGGAUAGAACAGGUGUUUAAACCGAAAAUUGUGAAAAACAUAGAAGUGCAGAAGCAUGUACCUAUUUCGGUGGAUGUUCCAGUUCCCUAUAUGGUCCCAAAACCUGUGGUUGUUAAUGUAGAAGUACCUGUCCUUAAAUUUAGGGAUACAUUUGUGCCUGUACCGGUUAGGCGAAAAAUCAUCCCAAAAAUUAAGUGGAUCUCGGAUGUUUAUCAGGUGGAAUGCAUAAAGGAAAAGCCGUAUUUAAAAAUCCAAGACGUAAUAAGACCAAUUCCUUGUGACGUACAAAUUAAGUAUAGGAAGUAUAUGGAGAAGGCUUGUGCUGUGAACCCUAAUGAGUUACCACAGGAUGAUGUGCACGCCAUGUGGAUGCGUGUGAAUGCUCACCUGGCUGAGGAGAAGAAGCGGGAGUAUGGCGACCUGUACCCGUACUAUCGAGGCGAAGGAGAAGGAGAAAACGACAGCAACAGCAGCUCUGGAAAGGACGAGCAGGACGGAAGCGAUGGUACAGAAUCUUCGGAAGAGGGAAAGAUACACGAAGGAGAAAUAAGGGAAGGCGCUUUGGAAGAGGAAGGGGAAGUCUCAGGUAGGGCGAGCAAGCAGGGGGAAGACAAGGAAGAGAGCGCCAAAGGGGAAGAGACCACCAGCAUUGAAAAAAUCGUGGAGAUGGAACAAAGGGAAUCGCCUAUCUCAAAUGGGGAAAUCAUACAAAUGGAAGAGGUCACGCAAUACGGACCAAUUAUGGAAGUCCUAAGGAGAGAGCAGGGCGAAAUGGACCAAACGAAGGCGGAGGAAUGGAGACAAGUAGAAGGAAUAGAAAAGGUAAGCGCAGAGCAGAAUAUCUUUUACGCCUAUGAGGGGUCGGAGCAAAUGCAAAAGGAGGGAAGAAGUUGCAAUAUGUUUUGUAAAAAUGGAAAUGACCAUGUUAGUGGCACAUGGGCAAAUGAGGACAGAUACAAUUUCGAAUGCGUCGAUGAAUUCAUGAAAGAGAUGAAGAAACAGGAUCAUGUAGAAGAAGGAGCGGUGGCUUCUCUGUACCCAUCACACCCUCUAGCCAUGACGUACUUGCAGAACAAGUGGAUUCAGACAGACACACUGAGGACACAUGAACUUUACCAGGACGACUUCGUUAGGGCAAGCAUUAAUGCGAAUUUUAACCUACAAAAUAGGAACCCAGUAAUAUCAGAGGUUAUGAAAAAUCAGGAUUUUUUAAAAACUGCCAACCCUCUCAUUUCUCCUUUUUUUCCGAGGAAUAUACAGAACAUAGAAAAUACCUACAACAGAGUUAUAGUGCAGAAUAUACAGGAGGAGAAUAUGCGAUGCCAAGGGGGUACUAACAAGUAUGAGCGAAAGGUGCAUGCCGUUGCGGGGGACACGGAGAUCAGGAUGUAUGACGAAGGGGUGGCUGGACAGGGGUGCCAUUCGGGGGGGAAAUGCUUCAGCAACUUUUGCAAACACUGA
This is a messenger RNA of Plasmodium coatneyi, 2499 nucleotides long. RefSeq names its product Membrane skeletal protein. Bases 1 to 2499 code for a protein of 832 amino acids. Lineage: Eukaryota; Apicomplexa; Aconoidasida; Haemosporida; Plasmodiidae. The transcript is spliced from 5 exons. The record is from RefSeq and is a predicted model, not a curated record.